AAUCCUGUAACGAUAAACAGAGGAAAUGUUUAGUUAUCGCUUAGUAAUCAUUGCCGAAAUCUCACCGGGAACAAGGUCAAUGUGGGAGGAGAUACUACUACUCCAUGUAGCUUUCAUACUUUUCAGUCGGUACUUGGAUACCACUUUUACUCUCGGUACGUAUUCAACGGUAGGCAGUCAUAUUCUUCUCAGUCCUUUGUUUUUCAUAAAUUAAUACGUCUUUCCGCACGUUUAUUUCUGGAAGCCACGAUAAUGACAGCGCUCUAUGCGACCUCUGAUCAACAGCAGCGCUGAACUCCUUUUCCAAAUCUUACUCGCGAAGGACAACUUCUCAUCGGAGUUUCAAUACACGAUGCUCUCUGGCUAGGGCGCGAUCAUCUUCUCCACCUUUGCUCGGAACAUUCUCUGCCAAUUCGUCGGCUCGAUUUGCUCAGAUGGUGGAAUAACACUUGGGCGCAGGGCAGCCGGAAGGUAUCAUACCUACUGCGAGAUUCAACGUUCAAUUUGCGUAGGAGAUGCACUAAGAUUCUUCGUGGAAAGUGAUCGGCCGUUUAAAGAAAUCUGGUAGGCACGCCCUGGUUUUACUAUUUGUCAUAAUGCGUAUUCCUGCCGUGGGACAUUACCUUUGAUUACCUGUAACAUAAAUUGACAUUUAAGUGCAGGCAUUUCUACGAAGUACGACCACUUCUUUCCAUUCCGGAACUACAAACGAGAUCAAGCAAAAUCCUGACGUGGUCGGGAGAUCUGGCGCAAAAUUAUGGCGUUAAGUAAGGGGGAACUGAUGGAUUCCAGAGUUUGUGAAAGGUCGAAGACUGCUCAGAGGUUGAAUUGCGACGCAGCCGGAGAAGCCUUCGUGGAGCAUACACUUCGAAUCGUCAGACGGGCACUUGACCGAAAUGUAGGAUUCUGUGUCUGGCCCUCCCGAAGAAGACAAACUGGUUGUUUGGUUCCCAUCAUAAGUUGCUGAACACACCAGCACUCCCCAUUGGGUAUCAUCGAAUUCAAAGCCUAUAGAAUGAAAAUGCGCGUCGGAUUCGCUAGGAGAGCAGCGAGAUCAAUGUCACUCAGCAACAUCGGACGAAAAUGUCUCAUGUUGCAACUCAUAACUAGGUUGAGAUCUCGGAAUUUUAAAGCAUCUUUGCUCUCAAAUAUCUAAAUAGAUGCUAUCACUGAGCUUUCUGACUAUGUUUAGAAGAAGCGGAGGCCAUGACAUCACAACGUUCGCAUAGUAUGGUGGAGUUUCGCUACUUCCUAUCCAUAAGUAAUGGAGGAGGGUUGUUACGCCAUCUUAGGGUUUCAAAGUUUCCCAGGCCAACUUGGAAUUCAAUCAAUUAUCCAACGUACCACUCAACCUGGUCCCAUGCCCUAUAUCAAGCGAUAGAGAGUUCUAGCCUAAAGAGAAUUUAGCAGUGAGUUGAGAAUUACCCUUUCUUCUCUAUUGGCUCUUUUCCGAGAAAGCUUUUUCAUAUCAUCUGCAAAAUUACGGAGUAUUACCAAACCAACAUUUAUUAUGUUUGCUACCUUUUAAAUUUAUCCCGUCUCAAUAGAGCAUUGACACGUACCAUGAUCGCCACACACUCAUGCAGAAUUGCACUCAUGCAGAAUUGCGGGUCACAACGAGAACUCGAGUUUGCAGUUUCUAAGAGUGGACCCUAGCCAGAGUGGGAGUCAAAUACCGAUACCCCAAAAGUAAUCUUUUCCCCAGGUUUAGAGAAUGGAUCAAUCGUUACCGGACCAUUACGAAACCCUCGGGAUUUCUUACAAUGCUGUUGCACAGGAUAUCAAGAAGGCCUUCUUCGCAUUGGCCAAAACCCACCAUCCCGAUAAAAAUAAUGGAGGACCAACAAAGGAAUUUGUGAAGGUCGGUUUUGUUUUGUCUGGUCAAGCAGGAGUUUUGAGGAGAAGUGGUUCGCGGGAAUCUCGAAGAGCUAAUCUGUUAAAAGGUCAGAACGGCCUACGAAGUCUUAUCCGACAGAGAUCAACGAAAUAUUUACGAUCGCCAGUUUCAAAAUGUGAGGCCUAGUGUGGAAUAUCAAACAUGGAAAGCACCGGACAACUAUACGUACGAGAGAAAACGAGAACGACGGUAUUCCUAUAGGAUAGGAUCGAGUGCAAGCGAAGCUCCAAAAUGCUCUGACGCACAAGAGGCGGAAGAGAGGAGGAAAACAGAGGAGGAGAAUAUCAGAAAAGCUCGCGAAUCAUUAGAUGCUCUUAUGAAAGAGUUGGAGGCAAUUUCGGAGCGUUUAGAAAGACGACAAUAUUGAGCUGGAAAAUAAAAAAGGGACGCCUACUGGAUGGGAAGGUGGGAGACAGAAGAUUCGGAGUAGACUGCUAUGAAUGAAGAUCAACAUUUCUAAAUUCCGUGGAUGGGAUACGUGGACUACAGAAGAGGCGCCAGACUCAAAGUAUUUGUCCAUUGUCCAGGUACGAAGCGUUGCCCUAUUUGGAACAAGCCUCAGAACGACUUGGGACAUUUAAUUCGGCUUCCAUUGCGUGGCUCGCACCGCACCUCUCUGAGCAUAUGACGUUAGAUCUCGAGUGUCGAAAGUGAGACAUGGUAUUUCUAGCGAAGCCCAUGGAAUAGAUUAACGACAUUGUGUUGGAUAGGAUAGCUGGUCAUGGAUUAGCAGUGAGAAUGAAUGUACAAUAAUAUU
Molecule: messenger RNA, 2654 nt
Organism: Sclerotinia trifoliorum
Lineage: Eukaryota; Fungi; Ascomycota; Leotiomycetes; Helotiales; Sclerotiniaceae
Source: the annotation of a GenBank genome assembly